CUUUUUCGUAAUAGUACAAAAUGUCGCAACGUGCAAUGCAUACAUCGAAAAAAUCUGCGCGUGUGCGUAACGUCAAGCGCAAACGCAACCCCGCAGAGAUGUCCUUCGAGGACUCGGACGCUCCACCACCAGAAAAAGAAGAAGUUGUGCCAGAACUGCCUGACACUCCAGAACGAGAGGUGAGAAGUGGAGGUGCAGACGAACAAGCAGGUGAGGAUGCUUCUGAAAAGAAGACAAUGGAAGAUGCCGAGAAAAAGCCCGACGCAGUAGCACCGGCCUCUACGAGUUCCGAAGUUGCGGCUGAGCCUGAGAAGAAAGAGGAAGAUGCAGCUUCACAGAAGUCGGAGACACCGAAAUCGCCUAAGAAAGUAAAGGAAGCAAACUCGCCUGAGAUGAAGGAAGGAAACAAUACUCCGUCUCAGCAAAACAAAGGAAAUGAGACACCAUCUUCACAGCAGCCUGCUACUCCCGAAACCGAUCUUGGAUUCGACUUAGAGGAAUUCGGAGACGUCAUCCUGCGUCGUCCGUCGAAUGCCUUGUCCGUAGCGUCAACCAACACCAGUAGUCCCAACUCUCCUAACAGACAACCUAGGAUCGCUUCUCCAGCUCGUCCAAGACAACUGUCCGACGACAUGACCACAACGGACGAUGACAGGUCACUUGUUUUCUACAGGCGUCGUCCGCAGUGGGAAGGUGUUGCGGCACCGGCAGAGCCGGUCUCCUACGAUGGAGAACCUUUGCCAGCGCAAGCGGCUAGUGUGACUCGUCGCGAAGAAAGUAACUCACCUCCGACGUCAAAAGCUCAAACCGUGCAGAUGGACUUGUCUGGCAGUACUUCUAGGUCUCCAGCCUCGCCGAACAGGGGUUCUUCUCCUCAAGCAGGAGAGGAGCAUGUUCAAGCCGUUUCGAAUCUGCAGGAUAGCAAUAUGCCGGCUCCUGGUGGCGAUGAACCUAGUUGUAUACUAGAUCCUUCACUUAUUUCUCAGGCAAAACGUGUUUCGUUUGGGCCAACGGACGUCGUCCACCACACACGCCAGAGUUCUGCUCAGGCUUCGGAAACUGCUAGUAGCGCGCAUUCAACGCCUGAGAGCAGUAGUACCAAGGUUCUUGUUGCGAAUUCGAAUCAAGGUCCAGAAGUUGUGCCACAACCGCAGCCAGCACAAGUGAAGAAAACAGGAGUGGUGAUGGGCCAGAUGGCUGCGUCGAGCAGUGGAAAUGUGCCUCCACUUUCUGCCAGUACCACUUCUAUUGGGUCCACUAACGCAUCUCAGAGCGCAACUCAGAAUGUACCGACUGCAAGGGCAGCUCAGCCGAACUAUGGUCUGUACAACGAAGACGAGGUUCUACUCGAGGCUAAGGCGAUGUUUCGCGAGGACCAGUUGAUGGUUGCGGGUGGCUUGCUUCGUGGACGUAUUUCCACAGAGCGCUUACUGGAACUGAAGCAGCAAGAUUCGGAAGUCGCAGAUAUUCUGAGCAGGUCUGCUCAAGUCUUCCAAGUGCGAUCCACGUUUGAGCAGAUUGAACAAGGAAGGCUUAUCGUGCGUCAAAGGGCUCUGGAGAAAGCCCAAGCGGAAGCCAGAAAAAACGCUCAAGACCAAGGUUCCAGCUGGGUAUCUGUUCCGAGUAUGAGCGUACCGGAGUUACCGGAAUUUAGCUCUCCCUUUGCUGGCACGUCUGCAGAACCAAAAGCUGAAGAAGGUUUGCUCGAAGACGCGUCUAGGGGUAAAAAGAGUGUGCGUCGUGCUUCAAACAGCAAGAAAACUGGAUAUGCAGCUAUCUUUGAUGACGAGGAUUCUGAUGAAUACGAAGACGGUGGAAGCCUGCCUCCCGUCCUCGAGGACGACCAAGUUUUGACCGAAGACUGUGCCACACCGUUGUCUUCAACACAAUCAACCGGAACCUUGAUUGGAGUCGACGAAUCCGCUUGUGCUAUGGGGCGGGAGCAAGAAGCUUUGCUGAACGGAACGGGUGGACAAGGAGGGCAAGAACAACAGCCCCUGAUGCAAGGACAGGAACGAGGAUGCUUUGGCGCCGGACAACAACAACAGGGACCUGCUGCAUCUUCUCCGAUUGACCAACAGAAAAAGCAAUUCGGAGCUGCUGCAGCACAAAGAGCGGCUGCUAAUGGUUGUGCUCCUUGUUCUAAGUGGAAGAUGUUACGGGAAUACGAUGAUAUUUAUGCUGCCAUGAGGAUGGACGAAAUUUUCCAGGAUCCAGGUGUUGAGGAUUCGCGUGUUUAUUCCUUCGCUCUUGAGGGUUUGGUCGAUGUCGAUUUCUUCCCACUGCUGUCCGUCUUGAACGAAGCAGAUUUGUACGCUACCUGGAUUCCUUCUUUUAUGGGUCUGGGACUGGCUAGGAGUGAAGUGCUAGAACGGGUUUCGAGAACGAAUUUUGUCGUCAGGUUGUUGCUCCGAUUGCCAUUCCCUUUUGCAUGGCGCAAAGUGGUGUUUCGCGUUCGAGGUUUUGACUGCAUGACAGAGCGCGAUCUGCCGACCAGACAGGCGGUUAUGAUGCUAGAACCAGUAGGAGCCAAAGAAGAACGUGAGAUUUUGACUCGUAGCCCCAAUUACAGCGCAUCCAGGGAGAAAGAGUAUGAAGGCGCAGUGCG
Amoebophrya sp. A25 is the source of this 2608-nucleotide messenger RNA. NCBI's taxonomy places the organism in Eukaryota, Dinophyceae, Syndiniales, Amoebophryaceae. The record is from the annotation of a GenBank genome assembly.